CACCGGAUCCACCUUGCCAGUGUUGCCCCGAAAGCCAGCGCGCGUGCACCUCCUUUCUGUCACUGCCACCGUCGCUACACUCGUUGUCGUCAUCAUGAGCUGGCCAUCUGCAUACGGCUACAAGUACACCCCCAUCGGCCUCCGCCAGAGGGAGAAGAAGGAUGACUCCUCGGGGACUCGCUCCAUCUGCACCACCGUCCACCUGCCACAGGGCGGACACCUCCUCGACAUUGAGAGGCAGUAUGGCAUCGACGGCUCCAUGUCCAAGCGGGAGACGCAGAACAUGGAGCCCUCCUCCGUGCCCCCUGUCAUCCGGCCACCCAUCAGGGCCUCCUCGCCGAUGAACCCAGACUUCGAGAUGCCACGAGCCCUUACCAGCCCCUCUGAUUUCGAGCGACAGGCUGAUGACAUCAUUGCUAACUUCCGCGCCAGACAGGGAAUGCCCCUGGAGGCCUCCUCCUCAGCUCUUGCCACGGCGGGGGGGUCAAAGGCUUCCCUAUUCUCCUCCGGCGCCGCCUUGGCCUCGACCGAGCUGAGCGCAGCAGCCAAGGAGGAGUCAUCCAUGUUGUCCUCAACUUCGCGGGUCAGAAGGACACUGAGGAAGGUGGCAGAGGACGACUUCUAAAUAGUUGACGAAAAAGCUCCAGAACGAAACAUCCAUCCCUCGAUUCAUCUAUCAAUCCAUCCCCCUUUUAUCCGCUAGUCCACAACAAACUGGAUUUUAGGGCAACGACUGACUGCUGGUUAUAAGGGCGGAUCGCACGAACGAUCAAACAGGCUCCUGACUUCGACGUUUUAACCGCCUAUCGUCGAACGCGUUGGGCAGAGGGGUCACGGGUCUAACGACGUCUCUUCACAACUGCGAGGACGCCUCCGGAGACAUUCAAUAACUCUUGUUGUAAUGUGUGACGCAGCCGGAGACUUGUUUACACUUGCUCUCUGGGUUCGGAUGUGUUGGCUUUUUCACCCAUCGGUACAGAAGCAUAUCACUGAAGGCUCUGUAAGUCGUCACAGGGUCUCAGGCUCCGUCACGAAAAUAGAAUAAAAACAAAAUAAAAUAAAACAUAACAGCUUCACUCAGAGAAAUAUUAAAAAAAAGGCACAAACUCUGCUCAAAAAUGGAGACUGUUUUGUCUUGUUAAUUUUUGUUGAGCAUUUCAUACAAAAAUUCCUCUUGAUUAAAUUUCUACAGAUUUUUUUUUAAAGUUUGUAUUCGAAUUAAUUUUAAUUUAAGCUCUAUCACAUAUAUCCAUAAAUAUUUUGUAUAUAACAUUGGCAAACAUUGGUCAAGCACUGACAGGUUUGAUAAAAAAAAUGGAUAGGGAAAAUAGGCUGUAUUUUUACUCCUAGAAAUUGAUUUGGGUUUGUGUGUGUUGGUGUGUAACAAUGUUCCUCAACACACCUAUAGAACACUGACGAACAAUCGUUCUAUCAAAAACUGACUUAGCAGUUUUACUUUAUUGUCUUUUCGUGCAGAAUAAAUAUACACAAAGUUUAA
Messenger RNA from Homarus americanus (American lobster), 1498 nucleotides. RefSeq lists its product as uncharacterized. Lineage: Eukaryota; Metazoa; Arthropoda; Malacostraca; Decapoda; Nephropidae. The record is from RefSeq and is a predicted model, not a curated record. The transcript has 4 exons. The coding region runs from base 95 to 625 and encodes 176 amino acids.